AUGGUGGCAACAAAAUCAAAUGCGGGUGUUAACACUGGCCCCACAACACAAGGUGUCAGCAACAACAAUAAUGCAGGAGCUGUUAGCAGCAGCAGUGCUGCUGUCGCUGUUGGCGAUACUGAGAAAACAACUAAAGCACAUGCCAAUACGGUUUUGUUGAAAUCAGUUUCAGCCUUUUUGGCAAGCAAUAAACGUAAUUCUAGCAAUCAAUCGAGGACAUCGGAAGUUUCAUUGAAAACGAGUCGACGCUUGAAAAAGGAAAAAAUGGAUGAAUUAAGUGGGAAAAUAAAUCCAAAAUUGUUGGAACAAUUGCGAAAGAAAACCAGAUUUAAUAAAGAUGAACUGGAUGCUUUAUGUCGUAUUUACCGCAAAUUGGUAUCAAAUUGUCAAUAUGCUACAAAAACACUAGCUUCAGGACCAUCGGGAGCAGCCAUAGCCAAGCCACAAACACAAGAGGGUAUCGAUCGUAUAGUAUUUCGUGAACUAUUACACAGCACCUUUGACAUUGUCACCGAGGAGAUUCUAAUGGAGCGCAUCUUCUGUAGCUGGGAUAAGGCACACGAAGGUCUACCAUUGCGCUUAGAGGGUUGGCUCGUUGGCUUAUCGGUAUUUCUGCGUGGUUCACCCAGUGAACGGGCAGCAUUUUGUUUUCGUGUUUACGAUUUAAACGGUGAUGGUUUCAUAACCAAAGACGAAAUGUUUACUUUGCUAAGGAAUUGCCUGAUAAAACAGCCACAAGACGAGGAUCCCGAUGAGGGUGUAAAGGAUUUGGUGGAAAUUGUAUUGCGUAAAUUUGAUCUUGACAAAGAUGGCAAGGUUUCCUUAGAUGAUUUUAUGCGCACCGUUGCAGCCCAACCUUUAUUAAUAGAAGCCUUUGGCCAGUGUCUUCCCACAGAAAGUGCUACUAUAUCAUUUUUUUCGACUUUACAAGUUUAAUUUAAAAU
This is a messenger RNA of Calliphora vicina (urban bluebottle blowfly), 944 nucleotides long. RefSeq names its product calaxin. The coding region runs from base 1 to 936 and encodes 311 amino acids. The record is from RefSeq and is a predicted model, not a curated record. Gene Ontology annotation, molecular function: calcium ion binding. NCBI's taxonomy places the organism in Eukaryota, Metazoa, Arthropoda, Insecta, Diptera, Calliphoridae. The transcript is spliced from 5 exons.